UCAUCCGGGCGGUGUUUCCUCCACGGAGCCAGAUCAGCAGCGGGGCGUCUCGUCUCUCGCCCCUAUUCUGGAAGCUUCUCCAUCCUACCCUCGUGACUCCGUUUUGUAGAAGGUGUCCAUUCCCAACAAAGCAGGGAAGAGACGAGUCCGGUACGAGGCGCUCCUUUGCUUGGCCACCAACACGAAGCAAGCAAGCGCCAAGAAACAGCCCCCGUGAGGGCAGCUGCUGCGGUGGCGGCGGAAGAAGGUGACCGAUGGCGGUGGAAGCAGAGGCUUCGGCCGCGGACUUCGCCCUUUCCGAGACCAAUAUCAACUGGGACAGGUUGGACAAGACAAAGUUUCAUGUCAUUGGUGCUGUCCUCUUUACGUUUCAGUCUGGGUUAUUACAUCCAACAGCCGUUGUUAAGACUAGAAUGCAAGUUACUGAAGCUGGGUUAUCGCACAUGCGUGGAAUCUCUGUGUUUAAAAGAAUACUGAGACAUGAUGGAAUUCCUGGACUUUAUAGAGGUUUUGCUACCUCUGCCAUUGGAUCAUUGCCAGGUCGAGUGCUGGCUCUUACAUCACUUGAAGUAUCUAAAGAUAUAAUUUUCAAAAACACAGAGGGUCUGAAUGUCUCCGAGGCAACACGUAUUGCUUUGUCUAAUGGAGUGGCAGGAUUGGUCUCAAACAUAGUUUCAUGUAUUUAUUUUGUACCCUUGGAUGUGAUUUCCCAGAGACUGAUGGUCCAAGGCCUACCUGAAAUGACUACAUAUAAUGGCCCUUUUGAUGUCAUCCGCAAAGUGAUGAAGAAAGAAGGAAUUCGUGGUCUUUAUAGAGGGUUUGGGAUAACAGUAGCAACCCAGUCACCUGCAACUGCUCUUUGGUGGGGUGCUUAUGGUGCUGCUCAACAUGUUAUUUGGAGGAGCCUGGGCUAUGGAAAUGAUGUGGAGCAAAAACCAUCUCAGUUACAGCUAGUAACUGUUCAGGCAACAGCCGGAACACUGGCUAGUGCUUGUUCAUCAGUUAUCACUACUCCGAUAGAUACAGUCAAGACACGGCUGCAGGUCAUGAACGAUUAUGCGGGAAGGCCAUCAGUUAUGAAGACAACAAGGAGGCUCCUCGAGGACGAUGGUUGGAGAGGGUUCUACAGAGGAUUCGGACCCAGGUUCUUAAACAUGUCACUUUGGGGCACCUCAAUGAUCGUGACGUACGAACUAAUAAAGCGGCUGUCCUUGAAACACUGAGUAAUAAUUGCAACUGGCUGAGAUAUGAGGCCACAUGGACAAUGCUGUUCAAGGGAGAGGUGUGCUGAUGGGCUGCUGCUUUUGAAGUUGUGGUAAGCUGAUGUUGAAAAAUGCCUUGCUCUCUGCACUUUGGAGGUCACACGGGGGGAUGCCACUUGUGCCAUGCUUCUGUUGAUGAGGGCAGUAAGCUGACCUGUUGUGGCCAAAUGAUCCAGGGUGGUUGAUGGCCUUAGGUGCAGCUCGCGCUGACUGGAACUCCUGCUAAUCCCCGACGACUUUGUGCGUGCCUGGUCGAUCAAUUACAAAUUAUUCGAGUAGAGGUUUCUGUAAGAAAAUCCAGAGGUAACCGGAUUACAAUGCUGAACUGGAGUUUCCCUUGAAAAAUAGUUAAGAAAAAGGAAGCAGUUUCUUUUGA
Messenger RNA from Musa acuminata AAA Group (dessert banana), 1638 nucleotides. RefSeq lists its product as uncharacterized. The record is from RefSeq and is a predicted model, not a curated record. The coding region runs from base 255 to 1223 and encodes 322 amino acids. The transcript is spliced from 6 exons. Lineage: Eukaryota; Viridiplantae; Streptophyta; Magnoliopsida; Zingiberales; Musaceae.